AUGUCGAUUAUAUUAUUGAUUUUAUUAUUAACAUUUUCCAGUCUAUUGAUCUAUUAUUUCUAUUUAAUUGGCGAACGUUAUAAAUAUUUUAGUCGACGAAAUAUUUCUACACCAUGUUUUCAAUUAUUUUUUGGACAUUUUAAAACAUUAUGGAAUGCUGAAUCAUAUCAUCGUCAACUUCAGUUUUGGACAAAACAAUAUGGAAAAAUUUAUGGAAUUUAUGAAGGUACUCAUCCUGUAUUUGUUGUUAGUGAUCCAGAUUUUCUUCAAGAUGUUUUUAUUAAACAAUUUUCGAAUUUUCAUGCUCGAAAGAUUACUAUGCUAGAUAGUGUUAGUCAUAAUAUUUUUUUUACAAAUGGAUCAGAAUGGCGUCGUCAACGUCAAGUUAUCAAUCCAUCAUUUACUACAAUUAAACUCAAAACAAUGACUCCACUUAUUAAUCAAUCUAUCAAUGAUUUAAUGGACAAAUUAUCUCAUCAUUCAAACAAUUCUCUUGAGUUUAAUAUUUAUUUAUAUUACAAACGAUUAACUAUGGAUGUUAUAUGUCGCUGUGCAUUUGGAAUUGAUAUUGAUGUACAAACUAAUCCAAAUCAUAUUUAUUUUAAAAAAGUUGAAGAAUUUUUUGAUAACAAUGCUGUUUUAAAAAGUCCUUUAUUUAAAAUGACUCAAUUAUUACCUGAAAUUGGUUGUAUUCUUGGAAGAUUAUAUUUUACUUAUAAUACAUUAAUAACAUAUAUUAAUAAAAAUAUUUUACCAUUUAUAUCAUCAACAAAACAAUUCGAUGAAUCACCAUUUAUGUGGCUUCUUAAUCGAUUACAUACAAUUGUUGAACAACGACAACAAACACCUACAUCAAGAUCUGAUCUUCUUCAACUUAUGUUACAAGUUAUGACUCAACAACCUAGUCAAAAUUUAAUGGAAAAUCAUAUGAAAUCAAAUAAUUGGUUAUCAGAAGAUGAAGUAAUAGGUAAUACUCUUAUGUUUAUGAUAGCAGGAUAUGAAACAACAUCAACUGCUUUGGCUUAUGCGACCUAUGUACUUGCUAAACAUCCAGAUAUUCUUAAAAAACUUCAAAAUGAAAUUGAUGAAUUUUGCUUGAAUAAUGAUAUUGAUGAUGAAAAAAUAAAAGAAUAUUUUGAUUAUGAUACAAUAACACAAUUAUCAUAUAUGGAUAUGUUUAUUUCGGAAGUAUUAAGAAUGUAUCCAAUUGCUAAUAUUGCUAUUCAACGACGUGCCAUGGAAAAUACAAUUGUACAAGGAAUUAAUAUUGAAAAAGGUACAAUAGUUCAUGCUGAUGUAUAUUCACUUCAUUAUGAUCUUGAAUUAUGGGGUCCUGACGAUCCAUCGAUCUUCUUACCUGAACGUCAUAAAAUCAAACGUCAUUCAAUGUCAUUUAUGCCAUUCGGCGCAGGUCCACGACAUUGUGUUGGUAUGCGUUUUGCAUUAAUGGAAAUAAAAAUGUUAUUAACAAAACUUCUUCGACAAUAUACGAUUUUACCAGGUGAACAUCUCGAAAGUAAUUUUAAUAUUAAUGAACAAGCAGUUAUUGCACCACAAGCUAUUUGGAUUAAAUUAGUCAAGAGAGAAACAUAA
Adineta steineri is the source of this 1593-nucleotide messenger RNA. NCBI's taxonomy places the organism in Eukaryota, Metazoa, Rotifera, Eurotatoria, Adinetida, Adinetidae. The record is from the annotation of a GenBank genome assembly.